AUGACAGCUUUGAAACAAUUAGACCAACUCUCGGUUAGAGAGCUUAGGAAUGAACUUCGUAACCGAUAUGAGAUAAUUGGUGGUACCAAGGAGGUGCUUACAGCUCGUCUCCGGCAAGCCUUGAUUGAUGAAGACGAAGAUCCGGAGACCUACCUAUUUGAAAUUGAACCGGAGAUUUAUGAGCUUAUUGGCAAGAUAAAUGAAGGUAUUGAUGCAAUGUGUGAACAAAUUAACAGUAUGAGGAACAAGGUAGAUAAAAUGGUGUCUCAAUUGAAAGAAGUAGACUCGUUGGUAAAGGAGCAGUUGCCUGUAGACUCGUUGGUAAAGAAGUUGCGUGGUCAAGACUGUGGCUGCACAAACAGUGGUGACGGAGACGAUUGGAAUUGGAGCGCCGUCUGUGUUGUGGGCAAGUCUUGUGGUUGUGACUUUCAAGACGAGAAACGUGACAACGAUUGCUGUGAUGAUCUCAACGAGAUGUACCGAAUCGAACGGAAAGUGACAAAUGAAGAAACUGAAGACUGUUACGUGCCUGAAGCGUUUGUUCCUGUUGUACCUGUUACCAGUACCUCAAUGAGCCGGACGGAGCAAGACAACGUUGGGUCUGCGUUCAAGCCUGUUGCUAUGGACCUUAAAGACCUCUGCCUAUCUGUCGGUGCUCACGAGGGAAAUUCGAAGCUUGACAACUGCAUCCAGAAGUUUAGCAUGAACUGUACGUGCGGUGCAUCACACAUAGAAUUUAGAUGCCAAGAAAACCACCAACAGGGCAUAUGUACUUCUACCAUCAUCAUCGACAUUGGCAUAGAUGAAUGUCAAUCAAACCACUCUAAAUCUGAGCUGCCAAGAGGAAGACAUGUUCCACUUGAACCUGAAGAGACCUAUCUUCUGGACGUAAGACUGUUGUCUGAGGAUGACUGCGGUGCAUUGGACUUUGCUUGCAACGUGGCUGCAAGCGAACCUGCAGCUCCCUUGAGAGGCGUCUGUCGGGAAGGUCUGCUGAGACAGCGUGUCCGAUCAACGGCUGUGCUGAAGAAAACAGUGCUCGACCCUAUCUCUUUGUGUGGCAAACGGCCACGUCAUUAUCGCAACAACAGCCUGGUCAACUGGAGAAAGAGAAAGCGGCACUGGAGGAAAACAAUGCGGAUGGCCUCGUGGGGAACACGCUCUCUGCCGCCUGUGGCUCCGACUGAUCGACCUCCACCUGAACUGUCAAACCUCAGCUGCAGUGUUUCUUUUCGGGACGAAAAGUGCUAA
Messenger RNA from Biomphalaria glabrata, 1251 nucleotides. RefSeq lists its product as uncharacterized. The record is from RefSeq and is a predicted model, not a curated record. NCBI's taxonomy places the organism in Eukaryota, Metazoa, Mollusca, Gastropoda, Planorbidae. The transcript is spliced from 2 exons. The coding region runs from base 1 to 1251 and encodes 416 amino acids.